UUAGGUUUGAAGUGAUAAACAUUAUGAAUAAUUAUAACUGGAAUAUAAAGCAAUAUUUGUCUGAAUUUUGUCAUUUCGUUGGUGAGAAUCCCGGGGCCGACGCCGACGUCAACAUAUUGUUUACGGGGCAGACUCUCUGGUGGAUAAAAGAUGGUCACUAUAACACCAAAGUGAAGGGCUUGUCAUAUGUGGGACAGACCUGUAAUCCUGACUAUUCGUGUAUAAUAGUUGGCGCUCGCGAUGGCUUCAAAUCGCUUGAGAUAUUAGUCCACGAAUUCGGACACAAUAUGGGCGCUCAACACGACGGUGAAGAAGAUUAUGGCACUGAGAGCUGUGAUGGAGAUAAUUAUAUAAUGUCUCCCACUGUUAGUGUCGGUAAGAAUAUGUGGUCCGACUGUACUCUCAAGAGUUUUCGCAAAUAUCUAAUGUCUUUGGAGAAAAAUAAGGAGAGUCUCAAAAUAAAAUGCAUGUCUAAAGUUACAACUGCUGUCAGUAAUGACCUGUCGAUUGUGGACAACAAAUUGCAAAUGAAUUCAGCUGUGAGUCUGGAUAGACAAUGUCAAUUGGCUUUAGGACCCAAAUAUGUUUACCACGAUGAUGGAAGUAAUGUGUGCGAAAAGAUCACCUGUAAAGACGACUUCUUUGCUUUGAAAACAUGGGGUGCUUUGGAUGGCACCAAAUGUGGCCCAAAUAGCGAGUGUCUAAACGGUCGGUGUCGGAGGGGUUCACAACUAUUAUUGCCAGAAGUGUACACA
Messenger RNA from Medioppia subpectinata, 755 nucleotides. NCBI's taxonomy places the organism in Eukaryota, Metazoa, Arthropoda, Arachnida, Sarcoptiformes, Oppiidae. The record is from the annotation of a GenBank genome assembly.